Messenger RNA from Aphis gossypii (cotton aphid), 2883 nucleotides. RefSeq names its product DNA ligase 1 (gene DNAlig1). NCBI's taxonomy places the organism in Eukaryota, Metazoa, Arthropoda, Insecta, Hemiptera, Aphididae. Gene Ontology annotation, molecular function: ATP binding; DNA ligase (ATP) activity; DNA binding. The record is from RefSeq and is a predicted model, not a curated record. Bases 60 to 2747 code for a protein of 895 amino acids. The transcript is spliced from 15 exons. Gene Ontology annotation, cellular component: mitochondrion; nucleus. Gene Ontology annotation, biological process: DNA repair; DNA biosynthetic process; lagging strand elongation.
AAUACCUACCGAUAGAUAAGUAAUUAAAUUUAGUGAUAACAUUUCAACCAAAAAACAGGAUGCAAGCAGUAUUUUGGCGGUUUUCUUCGGUGUUAUUAAAUAACUUUUAUUGUCAUCACAGUUUGUUAUUAAGAAACAGAAAAAUGACUCAAAGGACGUUAAUGGCUUAUUUUGGCCCCAUGAAUGGAUCUAAAAAAGAAAAAGAUCCUCCAAUUUUAUCAGUUGGUACAAGUACAACUUUGACAUCUCCAGAAGAUCUAGAAGUUGUGCACACCAGUCCAAUUAAGACUUACGGGAAAAGAAAAAAGCAUGCUGUAUUAUUUAGUGACAGCGAAGAAGAAACAUCUGAUAGUAAAAAAAAAUGUGUACAAAAUACACUUUCAAAUAAACCAAAUGCUGAGAAAUCUAUUGAAAAACUGUCUCCUUCAAAAGAUAUCAAUAAAUCAAUUAUAAAUGAUGAUCAAAUAUCUGACAGUAAACCAACAAAAAUAAAUGACCAUUCUAUAAAAGAUAGUAUACAAGACCAAACCCAAAUUAAUACAAAAUGUGAAGAAGAUUCAUUAUCAAGCGUUCAAUUUGAACUAACCAAUACUGAGACUAAUAAUACUGAUAUUGAAAAUAAAGUUACUAAUAAACUAAAUACUGACAAUAAAGCAAAAAAUCAAGUUAAUAAAAAAACAAAAAAGUCAAGUAAAAAAGAAUCUUUUGAAAAAUCAAGUGAAGAAGAAUCUCCUAUAAAAGAUGAUAAUGAUGAAUCUUCAAAGCAUACCAAAAUUUCUGAAAGUGAAUAUGAUCCAACAAAAAAAAAUUACCAUCCUAUAAGAGAUGCUUUUUGGGAUCAUAACCAACCGACUCCAUAUAGUGCACUAACAAAAACUUUAUUAUGCAUUGAAGAGGUUAGUGCUAGAUUGAAAAUUAUUGAAAUACUUUCAAAUUAUUUCCGUUCGGUGAUAGUGCUUAGUCCAAACGAUUUAUUGUCAAGUGUGUACUUGUGUUUAAAUAAAGUUUGUCCCGAUUAUAUUGGUUUGGAAUUAGGUAUUGCUGAGACUACACUUUUAAAGGCUAUAGUUCAAACAACAGGAAGGAGCAUGGCACAAGUAAAAUCUGAUGUUAAAAAAACUGGUGACUUAGGAAUUGUUGCAGAAAAAAGUAAAAGUAAUCAAAAAACAAUGUUUAAGCCUGCUCGAUUAACUGUAAAAAGUGUCUUUGAUAAAUUAAAAGAUAUCUCAGAAAUGACUGGUCAAGCGGUCACUGUUAAAAAACUUGAUAAAAUUCAAUCAAUGUUUAUUGCAUGCCAAGAUUCUGAAGCUAGAUUUUUGAUGCGAUCAUUAGCUGGUAAAUUAAGAAUAGGACUUGCUGAACAAUCAGUUCUACAGGCUCUUGGUUUAGCUUGCACAAUGACACCACCACCUCAAGAUUUUCCACCUGAACUACUUAAUGCAGCUAAAAAGAUGUCUGAAGAAAAAUUUAAGAAAAUUUAUGAUGCAAAUACUUUAAUAAUAAAAACAACUUAUUGUGAAAGCCCAAAUCUAGAUGUAAUAAUACCUAUUAUCUUAAAAGUGGGUGUUAGUGCCUUACCAGAAAAUUGUAAGUUAACUCCUGGUAUACCUUUAAAACCAAUGUUAGCACAUCCAACUAAAGGUGUACAUGAAGUGCUAAGUAGAUUUGAUGGAUUGAAGUUUACAUGUGAAUGGAAAUAUGAUGGAGAAAGAGCUCAGAUUCAUUUGACAGAAGAUGGAAAUAUUUGUAUUUACAGUCGUAAUCAAGAAAACAAUACUAGUAAAUAUCCAGACAUUAUUAAUCGUUUAGAUUCGGUCAAAGGUCCUAAUGUUAAGUCUUUUGUGAUGGAUUCUGAAGCUGUUGCAUGGGAUAGAGAAAAUAAAAAAAUUAUGCCAUUCCAAAUAUUGAGUACUCGAAAACGAAAGAAUGCCAAUGAAGCAGAUAUUAAAGUACAAGUAUGUGUAUAUAUGUUUGAUUUACUAUACCUCAAUGGAGAAUCUUUAGUUAAAAAACCUUUCUGUGAACGCCGUCAAUUAUUAAGAGAAAACUUUAUUGAAGUAGAAGAACAAUUUUUGUUAGCUACUUCUUUAGAUACAACCAAAAUAGAGGAAGUUCAAGAUUUUCUUGAAGAAUCUAUAAAAGGAAAUUGUGAAGGCUUGAUGGUUAAAACAUUAGAAGAAGAAGCUACCUAUGAAAUAGCCAAACGUUCACGCAAUUGGUUAAAAUUAAAAAAAGAUUAUUUGGAUGGUGUUGGUGAUACUAUAGAUGUAGUAGUUUUAGGAGGCUAUCUAGGUCGUGGAAAACGUACUGGUACUUAUGGUGGUUUCUUAUUAGCUUGUUAUGAUCCAGAUAGUGAAGAGUAUCAGAGUAUUUGUAAAAUUGGAACAGGUUUUAGUGAUGAAGAUUUACAAACACAUACAGAAUUUUUCCAACAACAUAUUAUUGAGGGACCUAAAAGUUAUUACCGCUUUGAUCAAAGCCAUGAGCCAGAUCAUUGGUUUGAGACAGUCCAAGUAUGGGAAAUAAAAUGUGCUGAUUUGUCUUUAUCUCCAGUUCAUAGAGCAGCAAUAGGUAUUGUGGAUCCUGAAAAAGGAAUUUCGUUAAGAUUUCCAAGGUUUCUACGAAUACGAGAAGACAAAUCAAUUGAACAAUCUACUUCAGCUCAACAGAUUGCUGAAUUAUAUUAUAGUCAGGUGCAAAUUAUAAAUCAAGGAAGUACAAAUACAAAUAGAGAAGAUUUUUAUUAGUUUAGAUAUUACUUCAUAUAUGUUCAUUUUACAUUCAAUUUUUAAUAUAUUUAUAUAUUUUUUUUUAACAUGUAUAUAUGACUUCUAAAUAUGUAUGUUAAAAAUAAUAAUUAUACAUAAUUAUUUUUUCAAUUCA